This is a messenger RNA of Myripristis murdjan (pinecone soldierfish), 1564 nucleotides long. Its product is annotated as amyloid beta A4 precursor protein-binding family B member 1-interacting protein-like. Bases 79 to 1446 code for a protein of 455 amino acids. The record is from RefSeq and is a predicted model, not a curated record. The transcript is spliced from 13 exons. NCBI's taxonomy places the organism in Eukaryota, Metazoa, Chordata, Actinopteri, Holocentriformes, Holocentridae. Gene Ontology annotation, cellular component: cytosol; plasma membrane. Gene Ontology annotation, biological process: signal transduction.
CACAGAAUGACACAAGCUUUCACAUACCAUCCUCUGCACACACUGCAUGACGCUUGAUUUGUCAAGAGAGCAGAAAAGAUGGAUGACAUAGAUGCCAUGUUCACUGACCUACUGGGGGAGAUGGAUCUUCUCACUCAGAGCCUGGUGUCUGAAGGAGAGGCAUCAGAAAGGGAAAACAGCUCACAGAGACACAGUAACAUCUCCAUUGGCUUCACAGACCUGAAUGAGUCUCUGAAUGAACUGGAGGACCAGGACCUGGAUGCUCUUGUGGCCGACCUGAACUCAAAAUCAUCCACCCCGGCCAGUCAACCAUCCGCCAUCACUCAGGCAGCGGCACCAGCAGCCACAAAUCCCCCUCAAACAAAUAAUGCCGAAUCUCCUCGAGUUUUGCAAAUGAGAGAACCACACACCAAAGCAGACAAAAUUCAGUUGGCCCUGGAGAAGCUCAGAGAGGCCAAAGUGAGGAAGUUGAUAAUAAAGGUGCUGAUGGUUGACGGCAGCUCCAAGACGCUGAUGGUAGACGAGAGACAGACCGUCCGAGAGGUUCUGGACAACCUGUUUGAGAAGACACACUGUGACCGCAGCAUAGACUGGAGCCUGUGUGAAACCAACCCCGAGCUGCAGAUCGAGAGGGGCUUUGAGGAUCAUGAAUAUUUAGUGGAGCCGCUGUCAGCAUGGACUCGCAACACUGAAAACAAAAUCUGGUUCCUCUCAAGACCGCAGAAAUACACUUUGUUUAAAGACCCUCAGGUAUUUUACAUGUGGAAGAAGGACAGAACGCUUCUGAACAGCAUAAACAAACGAGACCAAGAGCUCUUACUCAAGGAGAGUUUUGAGGGCGCUUCCCUGAUCGUUCCUGACAUUGAGGGUUUGCUGUACCUGAAGGAGGAUGGGAAGAAGGCUUGGAAACAGCGCUAUUUUGUGCUAAGAGCCUCAGGCAUUUACUAUGUACCCAAAGGAAAGACUAAGUCGUCCAGUGACCUCGCCUGUUUUGUCCAGUUUGAAAAAGUCAACAUCUAUACCACCAGCGACUAUAAACAAAAGUACAGAGCCCCCACUGACUUCUGCUUCAUACUAAAGCAUCCCUGCAUCCAGAAAGAGUCGCAUUACAUCAAGUUUCUGUGCUGUGAUGAUGAACACACACUGUCUCUUUGGGUCAACUCCAUCAGGGUAGCCAAGUACGGGACUGUCUUGUACAAGAACUACCAGGCUGCAGUGAAGAGAGCCUCAACCCUGUCCUCUAAUCUCCACCUCUCCACUCUCCCUGCCCCCCAGCCGUCUGCACCCUCUGCUGCCCACGAAGCAACGGCAAAUGGUGACACCCCUCAGGUCAGCCAGCAGCCUGUUCCCGCUCCAUCCAGCUCCAUGCAUGAAGGCGAUGACGACCUACCCGAGCCACCACCAGACUUCAUCCCUACUCCUCCUCCAGGCCGGAAGAAACUGUGAAAAUAAUCCCCACUUUCUUCCAUCCUACCUAAAGUAUGCAGGGUUACCUUCACCCUGCAUGUAGCCUGCAGCCCCGGGCGGCACAGUUUGGGGCCAGCACGCCAUUUGUUUUGGCCCG